Periconia digitata is the source of this 1877-nucleotide messenger RNA. The record is from the annotation of a GenBank genome assembly. Lineage: Eukaryota; Fungi; Ascomycota; Dothideomycetes; Pleosporales; Periconiaceae.
CACACAAGAUGCUCGGUGCAACCCUCAAUCUCGCUGCCUCGUUUUGCCUCCUAGCAGUCGCCCCUGUGUCUGCUCUGCCUCCACCUCCGCCUCCCCCUGGGUCGGAUUGCCCUCCAAAAGGCCCAAAUGACUACGACUAUGUAGUUGUAGGCUCUGGGCCCGGCGGACUCACCAUCGCGCGUCGUCUUGCAGAAGACCCCGACGUCUCUGUAGCCGUAGUCGAAGCUGGCCCCUGGUCCGAAACGGCAACGGACACCCAGAGUCAGAUUCCAGCCUUCGACUUCUUCUACGGGGGCAAAGACCCCGCCGACACCAAUCCAGCCGUGGAAUGGGGCUUCGUCACAACCCCGCAAAAGGGCAACAACGACCGCUCCACACAUUAUGCAAGAGGAAAAUCCGUCGGCGGUUCAAGCAACCUCAACUACAUGGCAUAUGCCCACACCAACCAGGGCGCCCUUUCUAAGUGGGCCAGCGACGUGGGCGAUUCGGCCUUCGAGUAUAGCAAUGCUCAGCGCCUGUAUCGCAAAAGCGUCCACAUGUGGGCUCCCGACAACACAAAGCGCUUUGCCAAUGCCACUCCGCAAUACGACUUUACGCCUGAUGCUCCCAAUGCCGGGGGGCCGCUGGACGUCGGGUAUGCCAAUUACGGGCAGCCGUUCGCGACCUGGAUAGCCAAGGCUAUGCAGGCCUCUGGCAUUGCCAACGUACCAUCUUUUGUAAAUGGGAAGCUCAUGGGAUCGGCCUACAUAACAGCGACCAUUGACCCGCGAAAUGCUCACCGCGACUCUUCCGCGACAGCCUUUGGUAACCCGCCCAUCUCCAACCUCAAGAUCUUGAACGGCACGUUGGCUGAGCGCGUCUUGUUCAAUGCUGAAAAGAAGGCUACUGGUGUGAGGGUUAGCCCCGCUGCCAACGCCAACAGCACCUAUACUCUGAACGCCUCCAAGGAGGUCAUCAUCUCUGGCGGGGUUUUCCAGUCGCCCCAGCUGCUGCUACUUUCGGGUAUUGGGCCCAAAGACACACUCGACAAGUAUUCCAUCCCCGUCGUAGCUGACCGCCCGGGUGUGGGCCAAAACUUGUUGGACCAUGUCUACUUCGGCGUCUCCUACCGUGUCAAUGUCCAGACCACAUCUUCGCUUCAAUACGGCAACACGUCUGCAGAUGCGAACUCUCAGUGGGCUACCAAUGCUUCUGGUCUGCUGUCGAGCCCAGGAGGCGAUUACUUUGCUUUUGAAAAGGUCCCUGAAAGCUUGCGUACCUCCUUUGCAGAGCAAACGCUCACGGAACUGGCGGCGCUGCCGUCCGAUUGGCCCGAGAUUCAAUACGUUUCUCUACCCGCUUUUGCUGGGAAUCUUGAAAGUUCAUCCGCCGGGUCUCCACCAGAUGGUUACCAGUAUGCGACGUUGCUCGCAGCCUUGAACGCGCCCUCGUCUGUUGGAAAUGUCUCCAUCUCAUCAUCGAACCCUAGAGACCAACCCCUCAUCAACCCCAACUGGCUUACCACGCAGAGGGACAUUGACCUUGUCACUGCUGGUUUCAAGCGUCUGCGCCAGAUUUUUGGGUCGCCCGCUAUAGCCCCCAUCACCAUCGGACCCGAAUACUUCCCUGGCUCCGAGGCCAACGUCCAGACGGAUACGCAGAUUCACGAGCAGAUCAAGCGCAGCUUCCAGACCAUGUUUCACGCUGCGGCAUCGAACAAGAUGGGCAAGUCUAGCGAUAAGAAUGCGGUGGUGGACUCAUCGGGCCGUGUCUACGGUGUCUCUGGUCUCCGUGUUGUAGAUGCAUCCGCAUUUCCCUUCCUGCCUCCAGGGCUUCCCCAAGCUACAGUCUAUAUGUUGGCGGAAAAAGUCGCAGAAGACAUGAAGGGAGGACGUUAA